Messenger RNA from Anoplopoma fimbria (sablefish), 523 nucleotides. Its product is annotated as peptide chain release factor 1, mitochondrial-like. The record is from RefSeq and is a predicted model, not a curated record. Bases 61 to 495 code for a protein of 144 amino acids. Lineage: Eukaryota; Metazoa; Chordata; Actinopteri; Perciformes; Anoplopomatidae. The transcript has 2 exons.
UACAUCCUGUCUGUAAACACUUGGAACAAAACGUGCAGGAGUUGUUCUCAGUGUAGUGCAAUGCUUGUGCGUCGCUGUGUUAGUCUGUGCAGCCGUGUGGUUUACAGAGGAGGAGGAGGAGGAGGAGGAAGAGGAGCAUGGAGGUCACCUGCAGGUCACAAGGAGGUGAAGUAUGCAGACAUCACCUGCAGUGCAGGACCACCAAAACGCCUCUCCCACAGUGAGGUGGGGGACUUGUGCAAGGCUGAGUCUGUUCAGAGGUAUCUCCAGCAGCUGGUGGAGGAGUUCAGAGACACAAGCAAGAAGUUGCAGCACUUGUACCUGAGUGAGUCAGACAGAAAAGUGCUGAUGAAGAAACAGGCAGAGCUGCUGCCUCUGGCAAAUGUGUUUGAGAGGACUGAACAAGCCCUGAAAGACCUCGAGGAAGUCCUUUCACUGCUGCAUAGUUCUCCUGGUGAAUUUGACGUGUUAAACUGUAUUAUGUUUAUGCUUUAAGAUGCUUGUUUUAAGAAGGGAGAUGCAC